CCUUGGCACUCAGCACGUUGUUACCUGCAAGAUUCAACCACUGAAGCGUCCGCAUAUUAUUGGUUGCCAUCGAAGCUGUCGCGCUGGGCGCGCCUGCUGGCCGCAAAGUAAGCCGCAGUAGCUGCAUUUCUUGCCGCUCAACGCUGCAGCAGCAGGAGUGGUGACACGCCUCUCCAAGCCACCGCUCCCCUCACCUCUCCCGCUGCAACACACGCCGCACCAUGUCCUCGGCCCUGGAUGAGCUGCGCUUCUACGGCACCCUGGCCGCCACGCUGCUGGGCCCGCGCUACGACCUGGGCCGCGUGCCGGGGCCGCCCGGGCACCCGCUGCUGGGCAACAUCACCGCAGUCAUGAGGCCCGACUACCACGUGCAGAUGCUGGAGUGGGCCAACACCUACGGCGGCAUCUUCAAGUUCAGCCUGGGCUUCCAGCCGGUGGUGGUGGUGUCCGACCCGGCGGUGGCGGUGCAGGUGCUGGGCCGCGCGCCGGGCCGAGCCAUCCCGCGCAAGUGCGUCGGCUACAAGUUCUUUGACCUGGCCACCAACGCCUCCGGCGCCCACAGCUUCUUCACCACCAGUGACGAGGGCCAGUGGGCGGCGGUGCGCAAGGCGGCGGCGGCGGCGUUCAGCUCAGCCAACGUCAAGAAGGCGUUCCCCAUCGCGCUGCGUCACUUGCUGCUGGUGGCGGAGUCCCUGGACCCAGCCGGCCCCCACACGCCCGGCAACCCCUACCUCGACCUCACACACCACUCCCAACAACAGCACCAACAACACCAACGGCACCCGCAAAUGCAGAAGGGUGACGGUGCCGCCGCCGCACGCAUGAGUGGCGGCGACGGCAGCGAAGCGGCGCCUGCAGGCAAGGGCGACAGCAGCAGUGGCGCUGCUAGCAGCAGGUGGCUGUGGCGGACGCCCGACCUCAACUGGAUGCGGAGCGGCCUCAGCCUCGGGUUCCGCCGGCGCAGCCGCAGCCGCCCCGGCAACAGCACCGCCGCCGCCAAGCCUGCUUCUACGCCGCCAGGGAGCGCUACUACUUCCACUGGUGCUACAGCCAACGCCACACAUGCGGCAGACGCAGCUCCCAGUGCCAGCAGCAGCUUUGUGGACCUGGGCAGCAGCUGCGUAGGUGCUGACAGCAGUGCGAGCCUCGCCUCUCGGUCGUCCUCGCCCUCGGCCACCGCGUCUGCGCCCUGCUCCUGCGGCCGCUGCGGCGCAAACAGCCCGCGCCGCGCCGUCGCCGCCGCCACUGCCACUGCCGACACUAAGGGUGGCGGCGCAGAGCGGACGGCCGCGGCGCCGGCGGGGCCGGCGGAGGCGGAGGAGCUUGCGGCGGGCGGCGUGGGAGCGGGCGCGCCGGGCGCUGCCGCUGGCGGGCGCUCCAUCCACAGCCACCCCUUUGACUGCGGCACCGACGAAACGAGCAGUGUAGACGAGACGCCUCCGCACGCCACGGCUGCACCCGCCGCCGCCACCUGCACCGCCCCAGCCGGCGCUGGCAGCGGCAGCGGCAGCGCCACGGAUGCCGGCACCAGCGCUAGCGGCACCAUCGACGCGGAAAGUAGCACCGGCGCCGGCACUAGCGGCAACCCUAGCGGCGGCGGCACAGGCGGCGGCCCUGCUGCUGUGGUGGACAUCCAGGAACACUUGGAGCUGAGCCUGCUGCAUGUGUUUGUGGAGGCACUGUUCGGAGUGACGCCGGAGGACUUCCCGGGCCGCCAGGUGGCUGCCGACAUGAACCUGGUGCUGGAGGAGGCCAACAGCCGCCUCAAGGUGCCGCUCAGCGGGCUGGCAAGAGCCGUCACACAGCCGGUGGCCCAGGCCCGCAUCCGCGCCGCCCAGGUGCGGCUGGCUGCGGUGUACGGCAGCCUGUACGACGUCAUCCGGGCCCGUGGGCCGCAGCCCGAGGCCGUGACAGACCUGUGGGCGUGCCUGGGCCGCGUGCGACACCCCAGGACAGGCGAGCUGCUGGGGCGGCAGGGCCUGGUGCCGGAGAUCGGCGCGCUCAUGAUGGCUGGCUUCGACACCAGCAGCCACAGUGUGGCCUGGGCGCUGUUCGCGCUGGCCGCCAACCCCGAGGCGCAGCAGCGCGUGCGGCAGGAGCUGGACGGCAGGGGGCUGCUGCGGAGGCCGGGCACUGCCGCGCCUCCUCGCCUGCCUGUGCUGGACGACCUGCCGCAGCUGCCCUACCUCAACGCCUGCAUUGACGAGGCCAUGCGCAUGUACCCCGUGGCCGCAACCGCCUCCGUGCGGGAGGUGACGGAGCCGACGCGUGUGGGUGACUUCGUCAUCCCACCCGGCGUCAUUGUGUGGCCCAUGCUGUAUGCGCUGCACAACAGCGUGCACAACUGGGACCAGCCAGACGUCUUCAAGCCCGAGCGAUGGCUGCAGAGCAACGCCGGCGGCAGCAGCAGUGACAGCGGUGGCAGCAGCAGCAAGGGCGGCAACGAGGAAGCGGGGGUGGCCGGUGCCGGUGGCGGUGGCGCGGGAGGCGCUCGUUCGGCCGCGGCUAACGACGAGGGCAGCGGCGGCGCUGCGGGUGGCUUGGGCGGUGGCGGCAGUGGCGCCAGCAGCAGGAGCGGCUCCUCCGCCGCCCUGGGUGCGGCGGCGGCGGCGGCGGCAGACGGCGGCGGAGGCAAGGGCGGCGGCGGCGGCAAGCGCUACAUGCCGUUCAGUGACGGCAUGAAGAGCUGCCUGGGGCAGGCUCUGGGGCUUAUGGAGGUGCGCACCGCACUGGUGGUGCUGCUGGGCAGGUACGCGUUCGCUCUGGACCCGGGCCACGGCGGCGAGGCGGCGGUGCGGCGCAGCAUGAUCAUGUCGCUCACACUCAAGAUACGCGGCGGCCUGCGCCUGGUGGCUACGCCCCUGGGCUGACGUGCCGGCGUGGAGGAGGCGGGAGGCAGCAGGUGGAGAAGGAGCUAGGGGUGAUGGGGCAAUGGGAAAGGACGGGAGCUGCAGAGCGACUUGAUGAAGGGGGGGAUGCAGCCAUGCAGGUGGGAGCAAGGGGGGUGCAUGGGGUGCCGCCGUUGGCGGCCCAGGUCGCAGGACGCAGAGAUAGGGUGGCUGCGAUGCUCGUUUAGUUCCGGGGAUGGAGCCAGUGAUGAGUGCAGACUCGGCAGGUGAGCGUGGCUGGAGCCGAGAGUGUUGGUUGCAUUUGUGAUGUUGUGUUGGGGGCACACACAUGGCUUGAGAGGUCCGGACCGCAUGGAACGUGUAUGGGUACAUGCCGUAUCACGGCCUAGGCGCGGUUUGGUCGGCUGUGUGUUUCUGUGAUAGCGGUGGGCACCGACGUUGUUGGGAGGGCCGUCGUGGAGUGUUCGCAAACACCAGAGAGGAGGCAAGCGUUCGAGCGUGGGUGCCGGUGUGGGUUGCGGAGCGAGGCUCUGAGGUUACGCGUUCGGCCCUGGGGUGGGCGCGGCACGCACAUGGCGGCAGUGCGCCACGGCUGCGCAUGCGGCGUGGGCAACUGCAGGGCCCAACCUCAAUUUUAGACUGCCAUGGUUCGACAGGGAGUCGAGGGAGUGGUUUACAGCAGCAGAGGUGUACGUAGCAGUUGCGGUAGCUAGGACUUGCAGUGUGUGCAGUAGUUGCAGUGCUUUGUUGGGGGCGGCUGUGAGGAAGAACCCAUGAACAAACCAGGCGUGACUGCUGCAUCCAUCAGCAGGCGCGGCGUUGUGUGUGAUACCGGUGUAAGCUUGCAUACCACCCCUGUUGUUGUAUACGGAAUGGCGAAACGAAAGAAACCCUAAGAAACCUGAUGCUGGAAACGAUCAGCAGACCGCCAUGACGCUGCGCUCACAAAGACUCGGCAGCGACAGGCUGACAUGGGAGGGGUGGUCGUGGUCAUGGCUGAAGCACUGGAAGGAGGGCAAGAGGUAGGCACGACGGGGCGGGGGCUGCGAGGCUAGCGAAGACUGUAAUUGGGUUACGCU
Messenger RNA from Chlamydomonas reinhardtii, 3928 nucleotides. RefSeq lists its product as uncharacterized. The record is from RefSeq and is a predicted model, not a curated record. Lineage: Eukaryota; Viridiplantae; Chlorophyta; Chlorophyceae; Chlamydomonadales; Chlamydomonadaceae. Bases 222 to 2870 code for a protein of 882 amino acids. The transcript is spliced from 12 exons. Gene Ontology annotation, molecular function: oxidoreductase activity, acting on paired donors, with incorporation or reduction of molecular oxygen; heme binding; iron ion binding.